UGUAGAUAACACUAUAUUUUUCUCCGUUCAUCUUUACUGAAAUCCCAUCAAUAUUAUCGCACUUCUAUGACAUGGCGAAAAUAAUUCACUUUAUGGCACAUCAUGGGAGAAAUGGUGUGGCUAUCUAUGAUAAGCCCUUAACGAACCCCCAUAGCUUUUAUGAGCAGCUAACAGAUAAGCCAAUAGGAGUUUAUCAUAGUAGUCGGCUAUUAAGAGCAUUCUAUCAAGAAAACAGAUGAAAAGAUGACGAGAAAGUUCCUUUUCUGUUUCCCCCUUAGGGUGGGAAAUAUUAUAUUCGGGUACAUUGUAAUACUGAUAGCGAUAGCAACUGUGGCCUUCCACUUAUACCAGUUAGGACUGAACGUGACCAACAACUAUUUCGAGAAGGAUGAAAAGUUUAGAAACUUCGAGAAUCUGGAGAGCAUAUUUGGAUCCACAAAGGAUUCGUUGGAGAGGAUAAUCGUGCUGACGUAUUACCUCACGUAUAUAACGAUAGGAAUGCUGCUAUUCCUAUUUGCUAUUAUGUUCACUUGUGGUGCUUAUAAGGCGAACCACUGUCUAGUGACGACAUUCUUCGUGUACAGUUUCUUCCACCUGUUCUUCACGAUAAUACUGAUCGUGUGGGAGGCACUCACAGCCGGAUGGAUACAGCUCGGACUAAUAGCCCUGUCUGAUCUGCUCCUGAUAGUUUGUCUGUUUAGCGUCAAAUAUCUGAUGGAAGCGAUCCGAGCAGGAAACAUCUACUGUCGUCCUGGAGAAGUUUACUAUAAAUAUUAAUUUAUUGUUGAAACUUAUUCAAGUAUAUUAUAAUUUUAAAAGUCACAAAUAAGUUAAGAAUUAAGUUGAAUCUGUUUGUUUGUAAACCUACGUACUAUUGAAGCAAUUGAUCAACGCAAUCCACUAGGUAUCCAGAACUUUCCCUCUAGAUUGGUCACAAUUUCUAUAGUCAUCAGUGUCACAAAUAACGGCCAGGAUCUUAGAGGUAUAACUUAACAAACCCUGCAUACAGAAAUGCUGGUCAGAUAACAUCACGCGGUUGUGACGGAGGCAAGAGUUCGUAAUUUUAUUAUACUUUUUAACUAAUUAUUUAAUGCUACAUCAUUUUGUUUGACUGCGUUUUGAAGCUCAAUAAUGACUGUCUUCCCUUGUACGACGAAUGCGUAUUAAUAGGAACAAAAAUAAAUUCUAAAGAUAACAUUUAAAUGUACUAAGUUCAAUUUAUAGUUAAGUUUUAUUACAACGCAUGACCAAAACUUGUGUUUUAAUAGUUCAUUAGUUAUCCUCUAACUGUAGUGAUACCGUUAGUUACACGAAAGUAACUCGAUUGAUGUUAUACUCGGAAAGUAUAUCGAUCUAUGCCAUCUCGUAUCGUUGCAAUCUACAUAUUAAUAAUACGAGGAAAUAAAGUUCCAACUUACACCGAAUUACUGUUAAAAUUAAGACGAGAUCGAAAGAUUGUAUGUAUGUGUGCAAAACUUAAGUGUUGUCAGAUUUUUUAAAUGUGUUUUGAUGGAGGUAAUGCAAUGUUCAUGGCAUUGAACUCUAUUUUUCGAAUAUGUAUAUCGGAAUAUUAUACAGUUAUUGGCGACAACACAAUUAAAGUGAAAAUCUUUUAUUUACUUAGUUAAAUUGGUAUGAAGGUUGUGUAAGAAAAGAAAUGACUUAAAUAAUUUGUAAUUCAAAGAUACAUUUUAUUUAUUAGUAACACAACUAUAAAAAUCACAACAGUCUUACUAAAUCUAAAUGAGAUAAGUCGUAAGUAAAAUUUCCUUCAUAAAACAAGUCCAACGAAAGCAAUCACGCCAAGUCUCAAACAUUCCAAUAUCACAAAAACUCAUACAAAAUAAUUUAUUUAAUAAAUAGGCAAUAAAUAAUAUCUUAAGCUAACUAAUAAUGUAUUUAUCGAUAUUUAUAUAAAAGUAAACUAUCUAAUUCUGAA
Molecule: messenger RNA, 1939 nt
Organism: Helicoverpa zea (corn earworm)
Lineage: Eukaryota; Metazoa; Arthropoda; Insecta; Lepidoptera; Noctuidae
Exons: 5
Coding region: 244-777 (177 amino acids)
Source: RefSeq, a predicted model, not a curated record